CAAGCGUACCCGAUGUCUUCGACACUUUUUCGCAUCUUUACGAAGAAAGUAGAAGGCGGAGUUACUAGGUGUCAGUCAACCUCUUAGGCGAUCUUAAAAGCUCCGCCUCUUCCUGCGCGAAGCAAAAAUGAUAGACUAAGCGAAUAUUGUUGCCUCUCAAGGACGAUGUCGUGUUCGCGACCAUGUCUUUAAAAGAAAACCGUUCCCUUUACAACAUCAGUGAAAACUAAGCCUUCUUCUUUUUUUAAAUAAUUUACUAUUUUAACGUGGGUCUUCAUGCUGAACUUCGUAACUUUAACAUCAAACUUAACGCAUGCGUGAAACAUACAUACACACACCUUGUUCUGUCACACAAGUCAUGGCUCCAAUGCUGUAAAAGCAGCUUCGGUGGGCAGUCCGUUCCUCAACGUUGGCUGUCGUUGCCCCGAGGCUCGGGUCUUCGCAUUCAUCCAUGCCCCUAACAAACGGGGCAGUGGUAGUCAAUACGCACGAAAGGCAGGCCGGGAACGAGAAGACAGUGGGUACUCCAGCCUCCCUCCCUCCCCCCACCCCGAUUCACUGUAUGCUGCAUAAGAGGCUCUGACAGAGAGGCACUUAGCGCAGUGACUCUUGUGUGCAAGCCAUGUCACUGAGCCCUAAACACUCCACUCCGUUUUCCGUGACCGACAUCCUGAGCCCACUCGAGGAGAGCUACAAGAAAGCCGCCGCCCUUGCUGUUGCUGUGGACACCACCGGAUUUCCUGCACCGUUAGCCGUCGCAACAUCAGGCCCGUAUCGUAACCAUCAACCUCAAGGAAACAUGAACGUGCCCGUAACCAACCCAUACAUGGUUCCCCAACUGUCCCAUCCCAACUCCUUCGCCACCCAGUACUGUAACGGUGCUGAUCUUUCACACUAUGGUGACCACGUACGGCAAACCGCGACAGGAUGGUACGGGGCGCCCCCAGACCCGCGCUUCGCAAGUGAGUUUUCACGCUUGAUGGGCUCGUCUCCGGGGAUGCCCAUGUCCAACAUGAAUAUGCCGACUUUCAGUGCUUGUAGUGUGGCGGCAGCAGCAGAGAACAAGGCGAUGGGGUCCGGAGUCCAGUUUCCACUGACGCAGCGCCGUAAACGAAGAGUGUUGUUUACCCAAGCGCAGGUGUACGAACUGGAACGACGCUUCAAGCAGCAGAAAUACCUGUCUGCUCCGGAGAGGGAACAUCUGGCCAGCUUGAUCCAUCUGACCCCCACGCAAGUGAAAAUAUGGUUUCAGAAUCACCGCUACAAGUGUAAAAGACAGGCCAAAGAGAAGGCUAUGGCCGAGCAGCAAACUCAACAGUCGCAUCAGCAUUCGCCGAGGAAGGUCGCGGUACCCGUAUUGGUUAAAGACGGCAAACCUUGUUCGGCCAGUUCAGGAGAACACGACGGAACCUCUGCCAGCGGCAGCACUGAUACGGCUACGCCAGAUCUACAGUUGUCCCAACCACAUCAAACACGUACAACUCUUCAAGGCUCAUCCUGCCUUGGCGAGUCGUGCGCUCAAAAUACUGCAGUAAGCCGUUCCCACGUGAUACCGCAGAACGCAGUGGACAGUCCAGGUUCUGGCCUCAGCUCCUUGAACAGCUUAGGUGGCUAUGGUCAGCAUCUUGGCUCGCACGGUGGUUUAGAUUUGGGUUCAGGAAUAACAGUGUCAAACAGUGCUGUCUGUCCUGCAUAUCUUCAGCUACAAGGCAGGACGUGGUAAUUAAAUACACGUACUACAAAAACAAAACUCUGUACUUUUAAAUAUAACUCCAUUAAAUGACUGAUCGGUAAACUCUAGCUCUUUCGGGAAAAAUUCUCACGUUCUUCCGUUUAGGACAGAGCUUACGAUAGGGACUAUGACCGUCAGAUAUAAAAAUAAUCUGAAGAUGAUACAUCGAGGACAUUUCGAUCGAUGUGGCUGCAAAGUUAAAGUGUUAUGAGUUUCAGUUAUAUUAUCUGCAAGAAAAAAGUGUAUAGAGAGAGGACUCGGAGAAGGUCUGUGAAUUAGAUGUAACUCUUUCUACAUAAAUAGCUUCAGUGAGAUGUAACUCUUUCUACAUAAAUAGCUUCAGUGAGAUGUAACUCUUUCCACAUAAAUAGCUUCAGUGUAUAAUACAGCUACUUUUUACUCUAGAAAGGUGUUAUUAGAUCAGCUUGAACUUUGUAAAGCUGGUAAUUACCAUUGAUAAUUUCAAUUAGGAAAUAGACUUAUGUACGUUGUAAACAUAUAAGUAGAGACGUUACGGUAUAAAUACAUUUACAUAAGUUGUUGUUUGUUGUCCUUUCUCUAUGUAAUUUCUAUUUUAUUGAAUUGUAUUUGGGAUAUAUUGUCAAUUUGUGUACAAACUGAGUCCCGCGUGCAUGUGUUAUAUUUACACAACUUCAACCUUUGAUGUGUGUGUGUGUGUAUAUAUAUAUAUAUAUAUAUAUAUACACACAUACGUGCACGCACACACAUGUGAAUGGUUUUAUGUAUUUGUCUAGUGAUCUAUGAAUGUGAUUCCUGUUUGGUGAGAUUUUCAUCUAACAUCAUUACAUAUCCUAAACAGGACAGAUGAUGACUAGUGGUUCCUUGCUAUAGAUAGACGUACAAUACCUCCUGUACAACAUAUUUUAUCUUGUACUAACAUGAUUAAAGUAUUGAGAGCAAAACCUAUGACGAUA
Molecule: messenger RNA, 2667 nt
Organism: Limulus polyphemus (Atlantic horseshoe crab)
Lineage: Eukaryota; Metazoa; Arthropoda; Merostomata; Xiphosura; Limulidae
Product: homeobox protein Nkx-2.1-like
Exons: 2
Coding region: 623-1723 (366 amino acids)
Biological process (GO): regulation of transcription by RNA polymerase II; cell differentiation
Cellular component (GO): nucleus
Molecular function (GO): DNA-binding transcription factor activity, RNA polymerase II-specific; RNA polymerase II cis-regulatory region sequence-specific DNA binding
Source: RefSeq, a predicted model, not a curated record